Messenger RNA from Ailuropoda melanoleuca (giant panda), 4966 nucleotides. RefSeq names its product tetratricopeptide repeat domain 7B (gene TTC7B). The record is from RefSeq and is a predicted model, not a curated record. Gene Ontology annotation, molecular function: protein binding. Gene Ontology annotation, biological process: protein localization to plasma membrane; phosphatidylinositol phosphate biosynthetic process. The transcript is spliced from 20 exons. NCBI's taxonomy places the organism in Eukaryota, Metazoa, Chordata, Mammalia, Carnivora, Ursidae. Bases 6 to 2354 code for a protein of 782 amino acids. Gene Ontology annotation, cellular component: plasma membrane.
AUGACAUGGCAGAGCUCCUCCUCGGGGAGUCGAAGCUGGAGCAGUCCCUGAAGGAACACCCCCUGCGGCAGGGGGCCAGUCCCCGAGGCCCCAGGCCCCAGCUGACCGAGGUCCGCAAGCAUCUGACCGCCGCCCUGGACCGAGGGAACCUAAAGUCAGAGUUCCUACAAGAAUCCAAUCUGAUCAUGGCCAAGUUGAAUUAUGUGGAAGGAGAUUAUAAGGAGGCUCUCAACAUCUAUGCCCGGGUGGGCCUCGAUGACCUGCCGCUGACAGCCGUCCCUCCCUACAGGCUGCGCAUGAUUGCGGAAGCCUACGCCACCAAAGGACUUUGUUUAGAGAAGUUGCCUGUUUCCUCUUCUACCAGUAACCUCCACGUGGACCGGGAACAGGACAUCAUCACCUGUUACGAGAAAGCAGGGGACAUUGCACUCCUGUACCUCCAAGAGAUAGAGAGGGUAAUACUUACCAAUAUUCAAAACAGAAGCCCUAAGCCUGGCCCUGCUCCCCACGAUCAAGAACUAGGUUUUUUCCUAGAAACAGGACUUCAGAGAGCCCAUGUCCUCUAUUUCAAAAAUGGGAACUUGACGAGAGGAGUCGGGAGAUUUAGAGAGAUCCUCAGAGCAGUAGAAACAAGAACAACGCAAAACCUGCGAAUGACAAUAGCCAGGCAAUUGGCGGAGAUCUUGUUGCGGGGUAUGUGUGAACAGAGCUACUGGAACCCCCUGGAGGACCCACCCUGCCAGUCACCUCUGGAUGAUCCUCUCAGGAAAGGAGCAAACACAAAAACCUACACCCUCACUCGGAAAGCCCGCGUCUACUCAGGAGAGAAGUAUGGCCAUCGAUGUCCUCAGUUCAUUUUUUGUCCUCAAGAAAAUACUGAAGAAGCCCUGUUGUUACUGCUGAUUAGUGAAUCGAUGGCCAACCGGGACGCUGUGCUGAGCAGAAUACCCGAGCACAAGAGCGACCGCCUCAUCAGUCUACAGAGUGCAUCUGUGGUCUACGAUCUACUGACCAUUGCCCUUGGAAGAAGAGGCCAGUAUGAGAUGCUGUCGGAGGGUAAUUUCUACCAUCACCCAAAAUCUCCCAUCUGUGAUCCUAAUUUCCUUAGAAAGCCGGGUUUACUUUAUUUAAAGCAUCGAUGCAUAACUCCUGGUGAAACGGCAUCGUCAGGCACAGUGUAUUGUCAGUGCUUGGAAAGAGCCAUGAAGUUUGCCUUUGAGGAGUUCCAGCUCUGGUACCAGUUUGCUCUGUCUCUCAUGGCUGCGGGAAAAUCUGCACGGGCCGUGAAGGUGCUGAAAGAGUGUAUCCGUCUGAAGCCCGACGACGCCACCAUCCCGCUCCUCGCUGCGAAGCUGUGCAUGGGCUCCCUUCACUGGUUGGAAGAGGCUGAGAAGUUUGCCAAAACCGUCGUGGAUGCGGGAGAGAAAACGUCAGAGUUCAAGGCCAAAGGCUACUUAGCUCUGGGGCUCACAUACAGUCUGCAGGCCACUGAUGCUUCUUUGCGAGGGAUGCAGGAGGUCCUACAGAGAAAGGCGCUUCUUGCGUUUCACAGGGCCCACAGCCUGUCACCUACAGAUCACCAAGCAGCUUUCUACCUGGCUCUGCAGCUUGCCAUCUCCAGACAGAUCCCAGAGGCUCUGGGGUACGUCCGCCAAGCUCUUCAACUUCAAGGUGAUGACGCCAACUCCCUGCACCUCCUUGCCCUCUUACUGUCUGCACAGAAGCAUUACCACGAUGCUCUGAAUAUCAUUGACAUGGCCCUGAGUGAAUAUCCAGAGAAUUUUAUACUACUGUUUUCCAAAGUGAAGUUGGAGUCACUGUGCCGGGGCCCGGAUGAGGCGCUCCUCACAUGUAAGCACAUGUUACAAAUAUGGAAAUCCUGCUACAACCUGACCAAUCCCAGUGAUUCUGGACGUGGGAGCAGCCUCUUAGAUAGAACCAUUGCUGACAGACGACAGCUUAACACAAUUACUUUGCCAGACUUCAGCGAUCCCGAGACAGGCAACUCUCCAGAAGUAUACUUUCAUGGUUUUCCCUCCCUUUUUUCAGUUAGCUCUGUCCACGCCACGUCCGUGGCAGCCUCAAGAGUGGAGCAGGCACUGUCAGAAGUGGCCUCGUCUCUGCAGAGCAGCGCCCCCAAGCAGGGCCCGCUACACCCCUGGAUGACGCUGGCACAGAUCUGGCUCCAUGCAGCUAAUUGUGUGAUGUCCAGCCUUGUUUGGAACCCUUGGCAGACCUUCGCAUAUGAGAGCAUGCUUGGAUUUACCUGGCUUUGGUGCAUCACGGGGCUCAGCUCAGCCAGCCUCCUCUGUGUUGGCAUCUUUAAUGGAGACAUAACAGCUACCAUAAAUUAACAAAUUACAUUCUUCUAAGCAGAAGCACAAAAGAGGGAUGAUUCAUGAAUGUGCUGAUUGUUCUCCCGGUGCGGACGCCUGCCGGCAUGUGGCCUCUCGCUGGGUCCCAGAUGAGCCGGUGCGCAGGACGCGGGGGCAGCAGUAAUGCCCUGCCCUCCACGCCCUGCGCUGCCGCCGACAAGCUUAGUCCCCGGUCUAGGGCCUGGCACCUGUCCUAUUUGGUCGCCCUCAUGAGCAGUAACUACAUGGAACACAGAGAGAAGCCUGAGAAGGCUGCAGUGUCUGGGCCGGGAGAGACUGGGUGACCCUGCAGGGCCAGUGUGGGGGCUGAGGUGUCUUUCAAAUCGGAAUUGAAGUCGAGAUUUUGAAGGGCCAAUGUCUAAAAAAAACCCAGCAGGGCUGAAGGCCUUUCUUCGAGGCUGGAAUGAACUUCCUGACCUCACAGGCAUUGCUCCUCUUCCCAGUUUCUUGGAAAAGUCAGUGACCUGAGUGAGGGUCACUAAGUUCCAGGACAGUUUCUCCUGUUGGCUUGCUGCCCCUUAUUCAAUGAUCCAGACUCUGUUCCUUUCUGUGUGUCCCACGUGAUUCUUGGGAGGAAAUUUUGUAGCAGCUUAUUAGAACAUUGAAGAACUUGGUAGCUACGAUUCAGUUUGGAGCUAUCCUUGAAUUUGGACAUAAUCGUAUGAUAUCCACUUCUUAUUGGCAUAGCUUGCAGCACAGAAUAAAGCUCUCAUUGUUAGUUUAUGGGCAUGGCUUUUAAUACUCUGUGAGUUGGUGGGAUUGAACUAUGGAAAACGAGCACCAAACCUGCCUUAUAAAGUCUGGACAGAAUAUGCAUGGUGCUUUUGUUAUACGAAGGAAUUGAGUAAAUUGGAAUCUUCAUAGGAUUUGUGCCAUAUUGACUAUUUCAAAGCAGAGACUUGGUUUAUGUGAAGAUUCAGAAUUGUAUCAUAUAUUCACAUGGUCUUUGAAGUGGUAACUUCAGAACGAAUUCAGAAAACAGACAGCUUCCACUGAACUGUAAGGUUUUACUACCUGUGGUUUGAGCUCUGCUGCUCCAAGAGGCCAAAUAACGGUGACCCCCCCCCACUUUUGGACAGUUUUUGGUUCCAUCAUUAGGUCUAGCCAUAUGGCCAGAUUCUUUAAAUUUUACAAGCUUUGGAAGAAACUUCCAAAGAUCAAGGCCUGACAUCCCAGGUCAUGGUGUUUCUGUGGCAUUUGUGGGUCUCUUCUCUCUUGGUGGUUUUCUCUGGUGAGCUGAGUCUAGUGGGAGCUCAUGACAAGAGCCCAUGGCGAGAUGGCCCCAGAUUUGAGGCUUGCAAGUGAGAUCACUUUGAGACAACCUUCGAUUUCCAGCCUAUUGUGUGAGCAGGUCCCUGGGCCACUGGUAUUUCCGUUUGAAUAGCAAAGAGAUCAUGAAUUGGACACCUGAGCUUCCAGCUGCUCUGUGAGGGAGUGGGCCAGUGGCCCGGCAGACCCAGGAAGACAGGCGAUGCUUGACCACACAGGGUCCCUCCUUUCCUGAGCGGUGGGACCCGCUCCCUGGGCACACCAUUCCCUCUGUGUCUCCUCCUGCUGUCCUGGACACCUCUGACUUGGUGUCUCAGGCUCUUCACCAGGACACAGGUGGCUGACCAGCAUGGGUUGUGUGUGUUUCGUUCCUUAGUGUCUCGGGACCUAUGUAACAGUUGUAUUUAAAUUAUUUUUUAAUAAAUAGUACCCGCAAAUGGUACACAACUGAAAAGGUACAAAGGAUCUGAGUGAAAAGUCUCCAUCCUGCCCCUGAGCUGCAGCCAUCGGCACGCCCAGCAACGACUGCUAGCAGGCCCCAUGUGCCUUCCAGAGCUGUCACACGCUGGGGCAUCCUUGCUUGUCAGCAUACCUGAUGCCGACUCAGACUUUUUACCGGCCACACAGUAUAAAUCCAUUGUAUGAAUUCACCAUAAUUUGACCAGUAUUCCAGUGAUUGAUGUUAAGACUAUUUCUAAAAGUUUUGCUAUUACAGUACGUAUCCUUCUGUAUAUUGCGUAAAGUUGGAAUUGAUGGAUCAAAGGGUGUGUACUCUUUAAUUUUGUUAAAUUUUGUCACGUUGGCUUCCACAGAAUAGUACCAAUUUACAGCCCAGGCAACAAUGUGCAAAUGCCCAUUUUCUUCCAUCCUUGUCAACACAGCGAAUUCUCAGCCUUCUAGAUCUCUGCCAAUCUGAUUGGUGAAAAAUGGUAUUUCAGUUGUCUGUUCAUGGCUUCUGCUCAUUUACCUUCUUAAACACUGAGCUUUCCUUUUUUAUUUGUAAGCAUUUAUUAUGUGUCAGAGAAAUUUGCCUUAUGUCUGUGAUAUGAGCUAUAAAUAUUUUCUCCUGUUUUUAUUUUGUUAGUGUUUUUGUUUGUCUUUUUUUUUUUUGCCAGUUUUUAAAAAAUACAUUUAUCAAUCUUUUCUUUAUGGCAUCUGGGCUUCACAUGAUAUUUACCCAUUUUUUAUGGUCUCCUUUCCUAAAAUUCCAUGUAUCUUCUGGGGCUAUUGUUAUAUACACUGUCUUAUAAAGAAGGUCAGCAGGGGUUAUCUCCUCCAUUAUGCAGGAGGGAAACCCAGGCCAGAUAGAAAUACGUGUCUCU